ACGUUUUGUUAUCACUUAUCAUUAUCAAUUCUUAUAUUGUAGGUAGUUAAUAUAUUUUGCUUUAUUAACAUUAUUGCAAUAAAUUGUGACGAAUGAAACUUAAAUGUCAUUUUUUUAAUAUUAUUUAAUCAUAUAUAAAAAAUAAUAAAAUAAAUAAAUAGUUAUAUUUAUUAACAAAUAUAAACGAAAUCAAAUAAAAUGGAUAUCAUACAGAAUUUCAAAAGCGCUGUUUGGAUCAAACAGUGCUGGAACUUAUUGAAAAUGAAAAAUAAAUCAGAAGAAAUAUUAAAGCAAUGUAGAUCUAUACCAAAAGAGGAGGGAUUAAUAGAUUUGAAUUCUUUAAUUAACAAUAGUAAUUCCUUUCCUAUACCAUUCCCUAUACAUACUGUAAGAUUGUCAGAGUUAAGGAAAAGAAAACCAUUGGAAAAAAUUAUGAGAAACAUUGAAUCAACAUAUGCACUUGUUCAUGAAAGAGUUUUGCUGCAAAUGGCCAAUUUCUUAGUUUUUAAAAGAGAAUAUGGAUCGAGUGUUGAAAGAAAAUUGUACAAAGACAUGACAGUUCCACAAUUUGUUGAUAGGCUUUUAUUUAAAAGGGCAGUCACUUUCAUGUAUCCGGAAGAUUUCUUUGUGCUGUUAACUGGAGAAAGAGAUACAGGGGGAUGGGAGUCUGUAGGUACAUUACAACAAAAGCCUCCCCUACUACUGGAGAAUUGUUUGAGUUAUGAUGAGAUGAAGCUGUCUGCUAUGUUGUAUGUGAGCGGGUUCACUUACUGUAUCAAUGAUGGCAAGAGAAACAACUCGGGAGUCGUGGACGAGGACGGAGUGGAAGAGGAGGCGGUUAUCAUUGGUCUUAUAGGUGCACGUUUUGAACGUCCUCGCAAAAUGGAUUUCGAAGAUGUUCUCAUAACGAAAGACCAAAACACUGUUCAAAAUGGCUUCGGACAACCUGAUAAUAAUACAGAUAGCUGGAUUUCCAGGUGGCGCCAGAUGUGGUCUGAGUUUUACGAUAUUCCAUCACUUCUUUAUAAAGAUCUGCCAGAUAUAAGAACAGACGAAAAAAAAUAUCUCACUAAUUAUGUGAGAAUAGAUGAUAAUACUGUAUUUAGUAACGAGGUCUAUUAUAAAAGAAUUAGCGUAUUGGCGGAUACAACACUCUUAGAAGCUGAGUUCAGAGCCAAAGAAACGGGAAAAAACGCGUUUAUUAAUGUUAUUGGAUGCGGUCUAGGUGUGUGGCGUAUAUCGUCACAUCAAUCGGACGUGUACAUUCUCACAUUCAUACAAAGAAUUGAAGAUUUCCUUAAAAAAGGUUUAAUAGAUCACGUUAGCGAUAUUAAUUUCUCGUAUAUCAGAGUAUCUGAUGACGUCAGAGGUAUAUUUCAGCAAUCAUCAAGCGGUACGGUAGGAAGGAAAUUAAUACAUCACGAGGGACAUCCAAAAGGUGGAGUAAACAUUCAGUUGGAGAACAGAGAGCCUUCCUCCAAGUUGUCAGGCGAACACGCGGGCAAGUUACUAGUGAUGACUUACCCCUGGGACGGAAACGCACACCCAGGAAACGAAUUUUGGAUAGGAAGUCUAUCAGGUUCAGGUGACCCAGCGGCCGCGUGUUCUACACAGGUGUCCGAACUACACAACGCUCACAUCAACACCACACUCAGAGGAGACACUGUGAGAGUGGCGGCCGAGGGGGGAGUACGGCCGCUCAGGGAAUACUGUCUCACUCACACUAGGCAGUAGUGGAGCAAGGCGUGAGCGAGACGGAGAAUAAUAUACGCUUAUUAUAUAUACCAUAAAUAUUUACUUUUAUCGAAAUGAUCAGGAAAGAUUAUCUUUUUCUCUCGUUCUAAACAGACUAGAGGGACGUUCGAGCGAGGCAGAAAAUAAUGCAUAAAGAUAUAUGACGUAAUUGCAAAGUUAAAAUUUUGCCCUUACGUCCACCUUCUCAACAAUCUCCUCCCCGCUGAUGUUAGAAGCUUUGGAGGGUAACUACUUCUUUGCCCUUGAAAUCAACUAAAAAAGAAGACCUCCAAGAUUUCAAAAGUCCAACAGUCCCAACAAAAUUUCAAUUUCUUUCGUAGAAGACCGUGGUCGCCCGGAUUAAAGAAACAUUACUCUUUGAAUUCAAAGCUAUGUAUAUAUUCUUCAAAUAUUGGACCUUGAUCGCAUUACGAGCAACCUCCUACAAUGUCCACUUCUAAAAAUCACAUAUAAAUCCUCUUUACAGUCACAUUCGUACUUAAUGCUAUUAGAAGACCAACGAAUGUCAAGUCAAACUGUUCAAAUUACUAGGCUGCGAACUAUGGCAUAUAAGGAACUAUACAGUGUGAAUUAGGUAGUAGUCCUGGAGAUUUGCUUCAAAACCAAAUAUCACAGCAUCGAUCCUCUGCAUUGCCCCACAAACUUCAAUAAAGAUCUAUACUUAGGGCUAUAGAUCUUUUGAUAAAUUCUAUCAAAAUGGCUUAAUUUAUAAUAAUAUCAAUGUCAGCCUGGCAAAAGCAUAUACUGUAAUUCCGAUCUAAUAACUUCCGGCGUCAAGAAGAGGGCACCGCUCCGUGUAUCUAAAAGUUCACUAAGGGCUCCUCUCGUAGUCUCUUCUCACGUUUCUAUAACAGGAAGUUCAACAAAUUUAAAUCUUCGUGGAUUUCAAUGGAGCAAAAAAUAUCAACAUUACAAGGCAAAAGAGAACCAUAUAAGAACACUACAUUAUUUACUUCCUAGUCCUACUCAGGUGAUACAGCAAAUUGGGCAUAUCUACUGAUCCAUCCCGUUUCAUGAAUAACUCCGAUCUUCACUGAGAUCUCAACUUUCCAUAAUAGCGACCAAAUUAAGUUGCUUUCGAGACUCUAUUGGACAUGGCAAAAACAUUCCUGAACCCGAUUCAUCAUCAGUCCCACUCCUCUCUUCCGAUGUUCUAAGCCGAUAUUGGUACCUUUAUCAUAAAUUUGCUUGUAAUUUUCUGUCUUAUAAAAUAUUGUACGAGUAAUUAUCAAUGUUUUGGUAUAAUAAUGCUGACUUAUGGUCUUCUAUUUUCUGACCUGGUCCCACUUUAUAUGUGGUCCGCAAACCACAUUCUUAGCUUACACUUUAGACUAUCAGCGUCAUCUUAACGGUCACGCCUUUAUUCAUGUCAUCGUUCACGCAUGCAUGUCCAACAUUCUUGUCACGUGACAUUCAUCCCUUCACAUAAUAUGCCCAUACAACGCUAAUCUAUUACUUCUUAAUUCCGACUUGGGUACGGCUUCAUAAAGUUACUAGUGGGACUGAAAUGUCGUACAGGACUGGAAAACUAUGAAAGUGAAAAGAUCCACCGGACAUAAAUGCAAAUCUAAAAGUA
Messenger RNA from Danaus plexippus (monarch butterfly), 3331 nucleotides. RefSeq lists its product as uncharacterized. Bases 199 to 1734 code for a protein of 511 amino acids. Lineage: Eukaryota; Metazoa; Arthropoda; Insecta; Lepidoptera; Nymphalidae. The transcript has 11 exons. The record is from RefSeq and is a predicted model, not a curated record.